Molecule: messenger RNA, 2314 nt
Organism: Ricinus communis (castor bean)
Lineage: Eukaryota; Viridiplantae; Streptophyta; Magnoliopsida; Malpighiales; Euphorbiaceae
Product: AT-rich interactive domain-containing protein 6
Exons: 13
Coding region: 566-2107 (513 amino acids)
Biological process (GO): regulation of transcription by RNA polymerase II
Cellular component (GO): nucleus
Molecular function (GO): DNA binding
Source: RefSeq, a predicted model, not a curated record
UAUUAAAGAAAGACUAAUGUGAUAAAAAUAAAAAUAUAAAGAACGAAUCUUAUCAAAUAAAAAUAUAAGGAGAAAGUGUCACAAAUAAAAAGUGGAGGGCAAAGAUGCUUAUUUCCGAUUUAUUUUGACAAUUAGAUUUAUUUUUCAAAAUCUAAGGGGAAUAGACACGUGAAUAGAUAAAAGAAAAGGUUAAAAAAAAAGAGAAAAUAUUAAACCUCACGCUUUCUUUCAUGAUUUUGGUGGCCUCAGCCUCAGUCACCGCCAGCUUCUUCUCCCUCUCUCAGCUCUCUGCCGAAUACUUUCACUCACCAUCAAUAUACACACAACCAAGAAGGUCUGUUGUUUUGCUGCCGGUUUGUCCUUGAAGGUCUGGUGACAGUUUGUUUCUGUUUCUCUUGGAAAACCUUGUACAAUCAAAAGGCUCAGUUUUUCAUUUACCACUCUGUUUCCUUUUUCUUUCUGUUAGAGUUUAGGGUUUAGGGUUUAGGGCUUUGUUUUGCAGUUUCUUAGAGAAAGAACAAGGUGUUUGAGUUGGUCGUUGAAUCUCUCUAGGAAUUAAAGAAACAUGAGUGAUAGUAGUAGUACUAGUAAAGAAAUGGUGGAUGCUAAAGAAGCAGAAAAAGGUGUCGAUGAAGCACCUAAUAUCAAUUUGAAUGAUACAAUAGGUCAAAGGGAAGCCAAAGCACCAUCUAUUUCUCUUCCUCAAAAUGGGCAACUGAAAGCAGAAGUCAAGGAUAAUUCUGCUGCUAAACUAACAAUGGAAAACACUGUUGUCGAAGGAGAACAACAACAAAUCGAGGCUAAUGAUGAUAAAACUAGUGGUACUGAUGCCGAUAAGAAUGCAAUUAGUGGUAGUAACGUCCAAACCAAAGCCAACAAUGGAGGAGUGCAUGAUGACCAUGAAGAUAAGAAUGUGAAAUUGAAGUAUGGGGAUAAUGCUCACAAGGGCUCUAGUAGGAAAAUUAACAUUGAUGCUGGUACCAAAAAUGAGGAUAAUCAUGUUGAUCUCUUCGAUGAGAAGUCUUCAGAGACACAAGUUGAAGAUGUUAAGAAUGCGAUGACUAAAACAGACUUAUCCCUAAACACAGAGAUUACCAAGGAUAUGUCUAAACCUGAGUUCCACCAAGAGCAUGAAAAGAUUGUAAGCACUUCAAACAAGUCAUUCCUUGUGGACCCUUCUUUAGGUGAGGGCUAUGAAUCUGGAACAGAAGACGAGCAAGCAGCAUUUGCGAAGGAGGUUGAAAGGUUUUACAGAGAGAGUAACCUUGAAUACAAGGCCCCAAAGUUCUAUAAAGAAGAACUGAAUUUGCUCAAGUUAUGGAGAGCAGUGAUCAAACUGGGAGGCUAUGAACAGGUGACAUCAUGCAAGUUGUGGCGUCAAGUGGGAGAAUCAUUCAGACCCCCAAAGACCUGUACUACUGUUUCUUGGACAUUUCGAAUAUUUUAUGAAAAGGCAUUACUUGAAUAUGAAAAGCAUAAAAUGCGUAAUGGGGAGCUCCCCUUCUCUGAUGGUCCCUUGACAGAGCCAAUCAGGGUUGAAAAUCAGGCCCCAGGAAGUCAAGCUCUCGGAUCAGGUAGGGCUCGAAGAGACGCUGCAGCUCGUGCCAUGGAGGGGUGGCACUCCCAGCGUCUUCUUGGUAAUGGUCAGGUUUGUCAUCCAAUUAUUAAGAACUUGAAUUCUACACCGAAGGGUGACAAGCUGCUAAAAACUAACGGUUUACUGAAGCGUAAAAAGCCAUCGAGUGUUGAGCGUUCUGUCCUUGUUCCUCACAUGAAAGCAAUGAAGCCACAAGUGGAUUCAAUGGUUAUUGAUAUUGGACCUCCAGCUGAUUGGGUGAAGAUCAAUGUGCAAAAAACUAAUGACUGCUUUGAAAUAUAUGCUUUAGUUCCAGGACUUCUGCGUGAGGAGGUGCAUGUCCAAUCUGAUCCAGCAGGACGCUUGAUUAUAUCUGGUAACCCAGAGCAAGUGGAUAAUCCCUGGGGUGUGACACCCUUUAAAAAGGUUGUCAGCUUACCUUCCAGAAUUGAUCCGCAUCAGACAUCUGCUGUGGUUACCCUGCAUGGCCAGUUGUUUGUGCGCGUGCCAUUUGAGCUGUCAGAUAUUUAGAAUAUGGAACUCUUUCGCUUAAAGCGAAACGGGAGAUUACUCCAAGACAAAAAAGUAGUUUGGACAAUGUCAAGCCUAACAUGUAGUGUAAGUUGUUUAGUCACUGCUAGGAUUGAAGCUCGAGACCGUCUAAUUGGCUUUGUUUCUGCUUUUAUUCUGUAAUUAACAGUAGCAAAUUAAUCAAAAUUGGAUAAUUAUGAAACAAAA